Lolium rigidum is the source of this 914-nucleotide messenger RNA. RefSeq lists its product as uncharacterized. Lineage: Eukaryota; Viridiplantae; Streptophyta; Magnoliopsida; Poales; Poaceae. The coding region runs from base 78 to 626 and encodes 182 amino acids. The transcript is spliced from 3 exons. The record is from RefSeq and is a predicted model, not a curated record.
CCAGAUCCGACGGAACACGAGAACGAGCCAACCUCGCAUAGAACACAUCAAAUUUCGAUUCCCCGCUGAAGUUCAAGAUGGCCAUGGCGGCGGUUCGAUUCGCAGCGAGGAGGUUCACUGGCCAGCAAUCGCAGGCGAUUCUUAGGUCGGCCGUUGCGAAUGAACAAGCGGUGCUCAACCGCGGCGGCUCGCCCGCCUAUGCUCUACGCCGGUUCACCUCCUCCGAGGUUUCUGCUACCAAGGGACAUAGAAUCAACACCGAGCAUCCUUCUGUUUCAGGGGAUAUCCUUAUAAGGAUUGCUCAUCAGAAGAAAAAGGAACUCUUCGAUCUGCUCACUGAGAUACAGAUGAAUAAUGAUUUUCCUUACAUAAUGAGAAUGCGAGACAGGCGGCUUCUCCAGCGUCUUGCCACACAUGUUGAUCGCAGAGCUGUUAACCCUGAAUGGCGCCGGUAUUCUCGAGAAUAUUUAAUCAAUUCUCUCUUGCGUAAAGGAGCAACUAUCUUAGCUUUCCUUUAUAUGUCUGACUGCUGGAGUUCAUAUUUUGACCGGAAGAAGCAAGUUGAGGGAGCUGACCGCAACAGCAAAUCCAGUGGCUCUGGUGCAGAAACAAUUGUAGAAGAAUAGUUUAUGUUUGUGAGCUCAAGCUACAGGGAGCUCAUUUUUUCAAUAACUUGCAAAGAGCAUUUCAAAGGAAUAUGAAAAAAAAAUGCAUGUAGUUCAAGAUGUAAUACUACAAAACGUUGACCAACGGGGGAAUGAUCCCUCCCUUAGCUAUACGUUGUUAGGUAGGAUGAGACUUUCCCCGCGGAUGGACGCUAGGAUAAUAACCCGGUUUAAAGUUCACCCCCUCCCUGCGAAAUUAGCGCGACAUGAGGAUUCAAACCCAGAUAGGCUAGCUGCGCACUCGCUAGC